AACGGUCAAAAGCCGACGGCUGAUUAUCACCAUCGAUUCAUCUUAUGCUAUGCUGAGAAUCAAUUCAAUGGCUGAAUCGCAUCGUACGUAUCGAAUCCUACCCUAGCGGUGUUCUCUGCCCUGGCCUUGCCUUGAUUCCACGCCUACCCUACCGCCACCGCCACCGCCACCGCCGCCACCAUCACGCUCCUCGAUUGCAUCGCCGCUCCCCUGGAUUAAUUGAAAGGAACAAACUCCAGUAAGGCCAAUUGCUUGUAUAAAUAUGCAUAUAUAUUGAAAUCGCCGGCGCCCCGCUCCGCCCCGCCGAAGAUUGCUUCGUUACAAGUCAACCCUAGAGAUUUUUCAACACUUGCCGAGCUGGUGGUAUUUGAAAUUUCUUCAGAUCUACUCCUGAAUAACAACCCCUAUUCUGAAUCCUUCCAUAGGGAGGGAGGUGGAAGGGAAUCAGUAAUUCCAUUCAAGGAACGAAGACAAGGAGCAGACUGUGAAGUUACAAAGCAUUCAGAUGGAAAGCAUCCUUGGCUGGCAAGUGUUUUCUCUAGGCGGUAUAGCAUUGUGGAUUGUCAUCUCUACAAUCUUAAAUCUCACUCAAAAGAUCAGAUCCUUCGCCCAACCAUGGGUAUCUCGCCGCGUCAUCGCUGACGUACCUAUUAUUCUCAAGAUCCAGAAAUACCAACACAGACAUUUGGAUGCUUUCUUUUCUGGGUUGUCAUGCGUCGUUUCUGUGCCUUUCUAUACUGCUUUCCUUCCUUUGCUUUUCUGGACAGGGCAUUGUAAAUUGGCUCGGCAGAUGACUCUCUUGAUUGCCUUUUGUGAUUAUACCGGAAACUGCAUAAAAGAUGUGGUAUCAGUACCGAGACCAAGUUCCCCUCCUGUUAGGAGAGUAAUUGCCACUAAAGAUGAGGAAGAAAAUGCAAUGGAAUAUGGGUUACCUUCUUCCCACACUCUUAACACUGUUUGCUUGGCAGGAUAUCUGCUACACUACAUUCUGGACUAUGCCGAAAUCGGUGAUGCCUAUCUGAAGGUGGUGGGGUUCGCUCUGGUCUGUUUGGUUGUUGGUCUUAUUGGAUUCGGAAGGAUAUACCUUGGAAUGCACAGUGUGAUUGAUAUUGUUGGAGGCCUAGCUUUGGGAUUAGGAAUCCUCGCAUUCUGGCUCUCUGUUUCUGAAUACGUAGAUAAUUUCGUAGUUGCGGGUCAAAAUGUUAUAUCAUUCUGGUCCGCCCUUAGUUUCUUGUUGGUUUUUGCAUACCCAAGUCCCGAGCAUCCAACACCAAGUUUUGAGUAUCACACAGCCUUCAAUGGUGUUGCCUUAGGAAUUGUGAUUGGCAUCCACCAGACAUUUCAUCAGUUUCACCAUGAAAACGUUCCACGAAUCUUUUCUCAUCACCUCUCGUUUCUGCCAUUUGUGGGUAGAAUGCUGGUAGGAAUCCCGGGCAUACUCGUUGUUAAGUUUUGUAGCAAGGCUCUGGCAAAGUGGAUUCUUCCUAUCGUUGCUAACACUUUGGGAAUCCCAGUAAGAUCGACGAACUAUCUGCCCACCUUGAAUGGCAUGGUGGCUUCCGACAAGAAGUCGGAUGACCCAAGGCAAUCGGGCCAUGUCCUGAAAUUGUUGUUUUUCUCCAAGCAGACGUCGUUCGAUGUGGACACGGGCAUAAGGCUCUUCCAGUAUGCUGGCCUUGCCUGGUCUGUUGUUGAUCUUAUUCCUUCUCUGUUCUCUCACCUGGGCUUGUGAUUUGCAAAAAUUUUCUUGCUUUUUGGUGGCAGUAGAAAAAUUGAGUCUAUGAGUUGACCUAUGGUGUAUGUCUGAGAAAGAGGUUGUAUGUAUGUUCGACUGGUUGUAUGUGUAUAUAGUGUGGGAGAGACAUAUGCCUUAUCAUUUGUGCCAUCUAUGUUAGGUUGAAAAUUCAAUUGUGCAGUGGGUGUGUGCAAUUUGAAUUUUGAAUGGAAUUUUAAUAUUAAAAAAUUUGAAUUUGAACUGA
Andrographis paniculata is the source of this 1979-nucleotide messenger RNA. Its product is annotated as lipid phosphate phosphatase delta. Bases 506 to 1732 code for a protein of 408 amino acids. The record is from RefSeq and is a predicted model, not a curated record. Gene Ontology annotation, cellular component: endoplasmic reticulum membrane. Gene Ontology annotation, molecular function: sphingosine-1-phosphate phosphatase activity. The transcript has 8 exons. Lineage: Eukaryota; Viridiplantae; Streptophyta; Magnoliopsida; Lamiales; Acanthaceae.